AUGGACUCCCCUACGAAACCGAGAUUUCGGUUCAUAAACCUGAAACACCCCGAUGAUCUCAAAGAUGAGGAGACACAAGUUCGCAUUCGGCGCAUAGUCAUGGCAGAAGUCGGCAAGGCGCGAAGAAAGCCAAGGACAAGAAGGGAACGCAACGAAAUCGUCCUCGAAAUCCGUGAUCCAACGGAGGCGCACCUCGGUCUCGAGCGCUUCGGUGGCGGCCAGAUGGACCCGUUCUGUGUCUACCCUAUCAAAAUGAAUGAAUCCAAUCGAGCAUUAGUAGCAAACAUUCUCGACCCAAGCACCAAUCACCCAAUCCGGCUGCGGGAUUAUUGGUAUCCUGUAGGACUUAGCUGUGCAGCCAUAUUCCACAACGUCUUGUCAAACUCUCAGAACUUCAUAUUCCAGAAGUUGAAUGGAUCGUUCCCCUCACGCGACGAUGCUUUAGCUUUGACACAUUCUUACAAGGCACUUCGUGCCGCCAGCGAGAUGAUGAAGGACUCCUCAAAGCACAAGAGCGACGACAUGAUCGGGACAGUGGCAUCUUUCAUGUGUCAUCAUGCGUUGCUCAAUAGUUUCGCCGACGGUCACUGGUACAAGCAUCGAAAUGCACUCGUACACAUUGUAGAACUCAGAGGCGGUUAUGAAGCGAUUGAGAACGAGCACCUUCGGAUCACCUUGACAUGGUCAGAUCUCGUAGGUUGUUUCUCGCAAGAUAUUCCGCCUAUCAUUCCCUUGCCAGCCCAAUGGGAGGAUGCUUGCAGACCCCUAGCAAGCUCACCACGACCGCAUAGACCCAUGUCUCUGAUAUGGAAGAAACAGCUACCGAUGCAACUAGAAUGGAUCACAAUCUUUGACGACAUUGUGCAGCUUGUCUCACUUGAUCCGGCAUUCAACCGAGAGCAAACACUGUUGUCCGUCACUGAUAGCAGCUGGAUGGAGCCAAUUGCAUAUCGUCUCUUGUGUGUACGGCCGUUGCAACAGGGCCAUGAGCGUGGGAACAUGAUCGAAGAAGUGUGCCGGCUUGGCACUCUUUUGUUUUUGACGCCCCUGUGGAGGCUCCUAGGACGAUACACUAUCUGGACAGCAGUCAUAUCUCGCAAACUCCUACUUAGACUUACAGAGAACAUGGUGGAAUGGAAUGAGCUCGAGCCAUUGUUAGUCUGGGUGCUAUACUUCGCAGCAAUCGAAACGAAGGAUAUUGUGGAGCGGAGCCAUUUCGUCUUCAUGUUGGCAGUUGUCAUCAAGGGUAUGCACUUGCAAGAAUGGAGGGAAGUUGUGCCGAUAGUAAAAAACAUUUCGUGGGUGGAAGGUGCUUAUACCGGCAGCGAUGAGCUAAUUCGAGACGAGGUAAUGCAAAUUGUCAAUCAAGACUGUGUAGUGAACCGAUGA
This is a messenger RNA of Alternaria atra, 1389 nucleotides long. RefSeq lists its product as uncharacterized. Bases 1 to 1389 code for a protein of 462 amino acids. NCBI's taxonomy places the organism in Eukaryota, Fungi, Ascomycota, Dothideomycetes, Pleosporales, Pleosporaceae. The transcript has 4 exons. The record is from RefSeq and is a predicted model, not a curated record.